GGCUCCCUUAUCACUAUAUCUUCUCUACUCUACCUUUCUGAAGAAACAGCCUGGCGUUACGUCAGACCCGGGCAAAAACCGCAGGGCAAGCAAGUCGGAGUCUAAGGAGCUACCAAACCCGGGUUAAGGCUGCUCACUCACAGCUCAGCGUUCAAUGUCAUUAAAAAGGAACACUUUUAAACCGCGGCAGCAUGUGGUAAGUCAAUUUUUCUCUGAUUCGUUUUUCCAGCCGUUGGGAUUAUUUUUUUUUUUUACCGUUUUCACUCACAUGACAUUUUGACCAGUUGUCUCUGGCUGGCAUAAUUGCGCAAAAACUGCGGUAACACCGCGUGUUGGAGAUUGUUCAAAAGUUGACUAACAAACGUUCAGCCACUUUGAAACCAACGUGACAUGAUGAUGAGGCACCCAAGCUUUUCAACAACCACUUGCAGAGAUUUUUUCUUCAUUUUUUAAAUUUGAUUCUUGAUCAUUUCAAAAACAAACAUGCCUCAUGCUCGAAAUAGGAACCCUAGCCCCAUCCCUGAGGUAACAUGGGAUACGGGAUUGAAGGAGAUGAACGAAACUUGGAAGGGAGCUAUUGCCUGUCUCGGGGUGGCAGUCUUUUUCGUCAUGACCAUUGGAAUCAUAUACUGGCAAGUGGUGGAUCAGCCUAACAAGAACUGGAUCCUAAAGGGGAGUUAUAGCGGGCUUAUCUGGGAGAGACGGACUCACUCUCUGGUCAUACAGACACUGACAGAAGACAAGACCUACGUGGAGAUUGACGUGGGCAACGUGGGGAACCCCGAUAUUGAAGUGCCGUUUGUCAGGAACCUGUGCUGGCUCAAUAAGACGGAGUUCUGCUACACAUGGGAUUCGGUGGCGGACGUUAAAAUCUCUUUGGAGGUGAAUGAGGCGACGGAGACGGAGUGUUAUAGCAUGACAUGGUCGCCGGUGCACUGUCAUGUGGAGCUGAAGGACUGCUUCUCCAUGGCUAACAUGUCGUGGUAUGGUGGCGCCAGCGUCCAGAACCAGAGCUGGCCAAUCAACGAGCAGAAUGUCACCAUGCAGCCGUUCACUGUUAGCAACCUCAGGGACAACCCGUCUGGUUUUGGCUCAGUCCUCGAACGCUACUUCCUGGGCUCGUCAGGUGUAGCAGUGCUGGUGUCCCCAGAUGUUCCUCUUCAGGUGGGAAUGGAGAGCCGACAGCAUUUUUGCCUGCAGUCUCCCUCCAGCCUGGAGCGCACCCCGCUUCAGUACACUGUGUGCGUGGGCCACAACAUCAGGGCUGUACACCAGGAGGCGCUGCAGCAGCUCUCAUCGCCCAGCAGGGAGCUGCCCAACAUGGACGUCUUAUGGUUGCCUUUCUGGAAGCUUCUGGCCAGUGUGGACUCAGGGCCAAAGGUAGAGAGGGAGUUGAGGACCUUCUCCAACCGUCUGAGGAGACACCAGCUGGGAGAGGGGGCCAUCAGCCUCAACGAACAUUCCACCGCCCUCCUCGCAGACAUGGACCAAGACUACCUCGCCAGCAGGAAAAGAGGGACAUCCAAGAGACAGACCAGGGACUUCAGGGACCUCUCACUGAUCAAGCUUCUAAACAUUUCCAUCACCCUGUCCCCGUUCCUGAGCGUGGACACCACCCAGUUCCACAAGUCCCUGCUGGACGGCACUGAGGCCUAUUGGCUCAGCCUCCCCGUAGCCCCACAGGGGCGACUGGUGCCUGUGCUGACCCAGUGGCGAGGGCAGUUCUGUGUGAAACUGAACAUCAGCAACCCAGAGGCGGUCAGCUGGUUCCUGGACCGGGUGGGCUUGCUGCAGGCCCGUCUGGGCAUGGAGUCCAUCCAUCUGGAGGGGGCAGAGGGGAACCCGCUGGACCUAGGCGGGGGAGACCAGUAUAUUGGCCAGCUGGCAGAUGUGGCAGCCAGGAUAGAAGAGUCAGCUAUCAUGAAUGCAGGGACAAGGUCGAGCCACAAGCCUGUGUUUGUGCGGAUGCCUCCUUUGCAGUCUGACUGGAGCUCCUCUGGACUGAAGGGCCUCAUUCCCUCCUUGCUGCACCACACUCUGCUGGGGUACAACUUACUCAUUCCCGACGCAGUAGGUGGUUCUCUAUCUGGGGACCUGGUGACUGACGAGGAACUGUUCAUCAGGUGGCUGCAGAUUGUAGCCUUCCUCCCCGUCAUCAGCUUUGAGACACCUCCCUGGGUCUGUGGGGAGGACCGGGUGCUGAACUUGACGCGGGCUCUCAUCGCGUGGCACCAGGACUUUGUGGUUCCACUGGUGACGAGGUAUGCAGAGGACUGGAUGACCUCGGGGAGCCCAAUUUACCGGCCCCUGUGGUGGCUCAGCCCUGAUGACCCCGCGACCUUCACCAUUGAUGACCAGUUCCUCAUCGGAGACGAGGUCCUUGUUGCCCCGGUAAUAGAGAGGGGGACAGUACGGAGAAAUAUUUACCUGCCCGACGGGGGCUUUCAGUGGCAGGACAGCCGCAACGCCCAGGUGUUCGACGGGGGAACUCUCUUGGAGGACUACCCUGUUGCCCUCGAGGAGGUUGCCAUUUUCUUACGGAGGAGAUCUUGAGGCUCAAGUCACGUGAUUUAUACGUGACCUAUCCGGAUACUAGUUUCGAAUCUUUUAUUUUAUGUUUUACUCGUGCUGUUCUCAAGUUGCACUUUUCCACAAAGACAAUUGACAGAGGCUCAAGACUUCUUCUUGAGAUUAGAUGUGAAUAUUUUUAUACUUGCACUUUACAAUUCAGAACGAUUUGUAUUUUAUUGACGUCGUUUUCUUCUCUUUUCUUCCUUUUUUAACUUUAAUCUGCUGCACCUCUCGGCUGAUUGUUUCAGGACUUCUUUUUUGUUUCUUCUAAUCAUUGCUGUUCUUGCUUUUUUUGUAUCUAAGAAAGAAACCUAUGUGUUUACAUAUGAUUCAUUUCUAACGUUUAACUGCUGCCGGUUCUCAUGGAGACAUAGAGUACCAACGCAAGCCCCUCGUUCGCUUAAAAAGAAAAGAUAUGAAUUUCUAAAGAAGACCAAACGAAGGAAAAGAAACAGAAGAAUAUGGUUUCUGCUAACGGAGAGCCUGGAAGGAAUGAAUGAGAUGUUUGCUUAAUAUGAAAGAGGCUGAAGCAGCUUGGUAUGUUUCUUUCAUUCUUUGGAACAGCUUUUACUUGACCUAGGCUUAGAGCUGAUGUAUGAUGAAUGUACCUCAACUUCAGUUUUUUCAUUGCUUUACUACGCUAACAAUCAACACUUACAGACUUCGAGACACCCCUUUCCUUUAAAGCACUUAUUUUUUCAACUCAUGCUCAAACAAUAUGCAGAAUAUAAUGCUAAUAUUCUUUAUUGUACUUUACAACCUUAACAUACACUACUUGACCAAAAGUAUGUGGACACCUGCAGGUCAAACAUCUCAUUCCAAAAUCAUGGGCAUUAAUAUGGAGUUGGUCCCCCCUUUGCUGCUAUAACAGCCUCCACUCUUCUGGGAAGGCUUUCCACUAGAUGUUGGAACAUUGAUGCGGGGAGUUGCUCCCAUCCAGCCACAAGAGCAUUAGUGAGGUCGGCACUGAUGAUGGGUGAUUAGGGCUGGCUUGCAGUCAGCGUUACAAUUCAUCCCAAAGGUGUUCGAUGGGGUUGAGGUCAGGGAACUGUACAGGCCAGUCAAGUUCUUCCACACCAAUCUCAACAAACCAUUUCUGUAUGGGUCUCGCUUUGUGCACGGGGGCAUUGUCAUGCUGAAAUAGGAAAGGGCCUUCCCCAACCUAUUGUUGGAAGCUCAGAAUUGUCAAGAAUGUCAUUGUAUGCUGUAUCAUUAUCAUUUCCUUUCAAAAACAGCCCCAGACCAUUACUCCUCCUCCACCAAACAUUACAGUUGGCACUAUGUAUUGAGGCAGGUAGCGUUCUCCUAGCAUCCGCCAAACGUCCGUCGGACUGCCAGAUGGUGAUGCGUAAUUCAUCACUCUAGAGAACCCUUUUCCACUGCUCCAGAGUCCAUUGGUGGUGAGCCUUACACCACUCCAACUGAUGCUUGGCAUUGCGCAUGGGGAUCUUAGGCUUGUGUGCUGCUACUCGGCCAUGGAAACCCAUUUCGUGAAGCUCCCGACAAACACUUCCUGUGCUGACGUUGCUUCCAGAGGCAGUUUGGAACUUGUUAGUGAGUGUUGCAACUGAGGACAGACAUUUUUGUGCACUCUUCAGCACUCAGUGGUCCCGUUCUGUGGCUGUCUGCUGAAUUUUUUACACUUGUCAGCAACAGGUGUGGCUGAAAUUGCUGAAUCUACUAAUUUGAAUGGGUGUCCACAUACUUUCGUAUACAUAGUGUAGCUUUUCAAGCUCUAUUCUGGUAUAAGCAACCCAUUUGAGUGCCUUUUUUAUACAUGAACUUGAACCUAAACCACUGUCCCAGCAAGAGCAUGCACCAUACGCAACAGAUGUUGCUUAUAGCAGCUUAGCCCACUCAAACCUCAUACUCAACAUGCUGUCUGUCUUAAAACGUUUUAAUCGUAUGGUCAUGUUUUACUGGCACUGCUGCUGUGUUGGUGUGCUCUUUCGUGGUAGCCAGAGGAAGCUCUAAAGAAAGACACCAGGCUCUAAAGGUGGACGCCAGUUGUAAUGGAGAUUCAAAUAAGACAGGGAUGUUCUAAGGUGCCCCAAAGUACCUGUAUAUUUCAAUGGUUGGAAACACCUAUGUACUGUUUGCGCUGUCAUAGCAACCGUUGCAGCACAGUUUGGAUGCAGAUUAGAAUGACUAUUGUCAAAGAAUGCAAGCCCCUCCCCCAAUUGUAUACAGGGUGGAUCACUAUUGAGACCAGGAUCUCAUUUGCAAGGGAGCCCGGUGAACAGGAACAUACAAUAAAUAAUAUCAAUACAAUAAAUACAAUAAGAGUCAUCAAAACAAACAACUCACAUAUCACCUCCCUUAAACUCAAUCUAAACUGUCCAAUUCAGACAAGCGAGUCAAAUUUCAAGGUGGCCUGAAGGGUAUUCCAUGACCUGGGGGCAUAGAAACAUAAAAACUAAAGGCAUUUUUACCCAGGUCAAUGGAGACGCAUGGGACCUCUAGAACCAGCCAGUCCAGACAGUGGGUCUGAAAAUUGCUGGAUCUCCAGUUAAUACGGGAGCUGAGUUAGAAGAACCGCUUUAUAUACAAAAAAAGUAGCCACCGCUGGGCCCUUCUGGUAGUCAGAGACUCCCAGUCAACAGAGCUAUAGAUAAUGCAGUGGUGUGUAAAAAACAUUGUCCCCAGUGAUAAAGCGCAGUGCUAAAUGAUAGACUGGUUCGAAAGGGUUUAAAGCAAAGGCUGUGCAUGUAGAUUAUAUCGCCAUUAUCAAGUACUGGGAGAAGCGUGGCUUGAACAAUCCUCCUUCUACUUUCCAAAGUGAGGAAGGAUUUAUUUCUAUAAAAGAAACCAAUCUAAAUUGUUUUUCAACGUGUGCUUUAAAAGAGAGCUUAUCGUCAAUCCAAAUCCCCAAGUAUUUUUAAAUGCGGAACUUGGGGCUCCAUUCAAUUAGCAAAUAUGCAAGUCCUCAGGGUCAAUAUUAAGAGACCUAGAGAACAACAUACAUUUGUUUUUAUUAGCAUUUAGCAUUCAUUUAAGAUCACUAAGUGAUUUUUGAAUUGAGUCAAAACCAGGAUGAAGGUCAUGAAUGGCCUGCUGUAAUGAAGGUACACAGAAGUAAAUAACUAUAAUCCACGUAGAGAUGAAUGUUGCAGGUCUUAACAGAUAGACCAAUAUUAUUUACAUAAAUAGUUGACAACGGGGCCCAAAAUCACCCUCUGCGGCAUACCUUCGUAAUUUUAAGGAAACUAGAUUUGAUACCGUCAGUAAGCACACAUUGUGUCCUGUCCGUUAGAUAGUUCUUGAACCAAUUGCAAGAUGCCUGAUCACGGUCUAUUUCAGAGAAACUUUGAACAAGUAAAACAUGGUCAAUCAUAUCAAAUGUUUUCGAUGGGUCAAUAAAUAGGUCAGUACACAUAUUUUUAUGGUCUAAACAAUAUAGCACAUCAUCUAUGUUCGGGUCUAAAACCAGACUUAUGGUCAUUAAGAAUAGAAUGAGAAGGAAAGAAAGUUUCAAGCUGAGAGUUGGCCAGGGACUCUAAAACUUCGGCAAGGCAAGAUAGCUUGGAAAUUGGAUGGUAGUUAUCCAAGUCAGAAGGACUGUGUAGGAGGAGGACUUAUGCCAUUUUCCAUAUAACUCCAGAAACAGAAACAAUUGGCAAGUUAAAAAAUAUAGCAUAAGGAUUCUGCAAUAAGUGGGGCAGAAAUCUGCAGCAGAAAGGGAUCAAGUGAGUCAGCUACAGCCAUUUUUUUUUUUUUUUUUUUUUUACAUCGAUCUUCAAUAAGGCACCUAGUACAUACUGUAGACAUCCAAUGGUUGAAAUGAGGAAUGUGUAUCUGGGAAUGUAUUGUUCUCUGCAACCUGGCUCGAGGUGGAAUCAGAGUUUUCAGAAGCUAUAAAAUCAAAUAGGUGACCCCCAGAGGCAAAGUGGUUAUUAAAAAUGUCCAUCACAAAUGUCCAUCUUAUCUGUUAUGGGAACAGAGGCUGUCGUAACGUGCUGGAGUAAUGAGGGGAUGGAGUUUUGUUUCAGAGAUUUGACUCCCUUCCAGAAGGCAGCUGGAUUCUCACCAGUUCAAGAAGUAUGUCGAUUUAGCCUUUUUAACCAGGCAUAGACAUAUUUCUCAAGCGUCUGAAGGACUGCCAGUCAGACUUAAAUUCAGUCAUCCUAGCCUUAGCCCAAGCUACAUUUCUCUCCAGAAGUAUUUCUGAUAGUUCAUGCGCGAACCAGGGAUUAGCUUUAUCCCUUACCCUUAGUUUCUUGAAUGGAGCAUGCUUAUCUGCAAUAGAGCAAAGAAGUAAAACAGUUUAGGGCCUGAUGCGAAAUGCCUAUGGCGGGUGACGUACUUCCAUGGUUGGGCAGCAGAGUAUUAUCCUCAAUCCACCAGAGGCAACGGUCCUGCUCCAUUUCCCAGGGGAGUGGGAGGCUUCUUUGGGGAGGGGUCCCUGGAAGGCAUUGGCCAUUCAGUCAAGGAGUGUUGAGAUGGUGGUGAUACUCUCAACACAUUGAAACGAAGUCCAGCCUGUGGUGUGGAAAAGGUAGGCGUGGGUACUUUCCCCAGUAGAUUGUGCAAGUUUUGAAUCUGUUUACUAAGAGUAGUCACUUCUUUCCUAUAGUCUUCUGCAAGUAAACAAUUGUUGCCUCAAAACUCUGGUCAGUCCACAUUGUCCCGGAAGAGAGCAUAGUAAAUACAGCUCCUGCAGCACAAGAAAUGCUCGCUUUUUUCCCUGAACGGGAAAGCAUCCAUGGAAAGAGACAUAGGAACUAAAGAGAUAGUGAUUUCAGGCAGAGUAAUAAAAUAGACAAUAACGUAUUUUCCGGACCUAUACAGGCUGUCGGUAAAUAGACCCAAUAUAUAAAUGCACCAAAUACAAACAAAUAAAUUAAACGAAAUAGACUCCAGCCUGUUAAACUUAACUUUCUUCUACAAACAAUUCAGUCUCAAAGAAAUGUGUGCGCUCUCUCUCUUUCCAGUAACCCUAACCUUCAUGGGAUAGUUCAGGGAAAUUACAUAUUUAGAUAUGUUUCCUUGAAAGCAGUCUAGGUACAAUGAGUGACUGCAAUCCACACUGCAAUCCAAAUCAUCUCUUAAAUGGAUUGUGUUGCUCAAUGGUUCAGAUGAUUUUGGCAGGACAUUUGAAAUGGGGAUACUAUUUGGUCCCAAAAUGCUAAUAUGAACAAAACCAAAUUGUGGAUUGCAGUCAUUCAAAGUCAGAAUUUCUAAAUAUGUAAUUUCACUGAACUAUCCCUUUAAAGUGAUAGUUCACACAGCUACAUCUUGAUUACUUAGAGUAGAAAUUCAAUGUUUCUGUAUUAUUCUUUCGUAAUAUGAUAGCAUAUUUGUCUAACGUAAAGGGCUGGUGGGAACCAUUCAUUGGAUCCAUUAAUUGGCAUCAGUGCCCUUAUCAAGAUAAUAUUGAGUUGAUCUCUAUGAAUUAUUAGCUACAUCCUCUUCUCAAAGCAUCUGAUUAAUUUACUGCAGUAGUAGAGUUUUAUGAAAAAAAUUCUCAAAUAUAUUUUGAAGGCUACACAGCAAUUGAAAGACGGAUCUACUGUAAAGAUUUUGAAUUAACAUUUGACUGAGUUGUCAGAGUUAACUGCUAUACAGUUAGAUAGACAGCCAAUCUGGUUUAGAAAGCAUGUGAUUUUUAUAGAGGCUGUCCAAAUAUAGAGCAAUUGUCUCCACACAUUACAGACCUGCUAAGUGAUUUGGUUAGUGAAUUUAUUAUUUGAUUUACUGUAACUAUACCCUCAGUUCACAGACAGAUUUUUCACCUCAUUCUUUAUAUCCAGCACCAUACCAGUGUAUGUGAAAACGGUGCAUUUCUAAGUUUUGUAGUCAGAAAGAUAGAAAAGGUUUUCAGCAAUUUCUCCCGGUGAUGUAAUUUUCUAAAAAAAAAAAAAACGUUUCCUUCGUAAGAAACCAAAAACCAGUCGUUGCUUAACAAAUCAAACCUCGGUACGGAUUCUCUCUGUUUUGUUUGUCAUCCUGGGACCUGAACUGCGUCAUUUAAUUACACCUUUCAUUUUGACAACUGAAUUGAUUUACUUUAAUUUGACUUGUUUUCUUCAUACAGAAAGAACACUCAGGUCUACUGUUAGUAGCUAAUCAAAUCACACAAUGUCUUAGUGCCACAGCACAUUGUGGGCAUGUGUCUUAAACGUCUUAAACCCUAUUAGAGAUUCAUGUACUUAACCGUUAUGGCCAAAUGCAGUAGAACUAGCUGUUUAUGUAAAGAGCUUUUCUUUUUUCCUGCUUAUGUUUUUCAGUGUAUGCUGUUUUAUGGUACUGUAGAUGUAAGUUGCUAAGAAAAACUUGGAGACACUUUUCCCACCACACGCUGAGCAAGCGUGAUGAUAUGUACCUUGUUGUCAGCCCUCUCUUAUACAGUAGGAGGACGGACCGGGUAUUACCAUAACCACAUCAAUAAUGUACAUAUUUCAAUGACUGCGCAAUUACAUGUUUUAUUUUUCUCUUCUGUAAAUUAGAGAAAUAGAAUCGACAAACUGCAAUAAAGUUUACAUUUUCUUACA
Molecule: messenger RNA, 9062 nt
Organism: Oncorhynchus mykiss (rainbow trout)
Lineage: Eukaryota; Metazoa; Chordata; Actinopteri; Salmoniformes; Salmonidae
Product: SITS-binding protein
Source: RefSeq, a predicted model, not a curated record